GCACCCGGUGGUUUCUUGGAUAAUAAUUACAGUAAUUUUUUUUUUUCAAAUGAUUUUAGACAUUUACAGCAAUGUUUUUGAACCCGGCCUGGUGGCUGGCCCGUUUUGACCACCGGAGUAGAGAGAAGAAGGGCACCGACAGAGGAGAUGAGGAAGAGAAGAAGGGCACCGACAGAGGAGAUGAGGAAGAGAAGGAGGGCAGCGAUGGAGGAGAUGAUGAGGUAGAUGGUGAAGAUCGGCGGAACAGAAGAAGUGCAGUGAUAGAGGAGAAGAUUGACGGACGAUCGGUGGAAGAGAAAUUGGCGGACGAUCGGCGAAGAGAAGAUCGACGGAGUGGCGGACGAUUGGCAGAAGACCCUUCUGCAGUUCUGUUGGUACUUGGUUCCUCCUAAAUCUGGGUUUUCUGCUCUGCUCACCGGACCUUCGAACCCAAAACCCAUGACUCGAGUGUUUGAAGACAAACACUCAGCCAGUAGGACUGGGAAGAGGCCGGUUCUGAAUCUGGGUUUUGCAAUUUGUUUCCAGACUUUCCAGUUUCCACUGUCCCGAGCUGCUUAAGAUUUUA
Messenger RNA from Rubroshorea leprosula, 565 nucleotides. The record is from the annotation of a GenBank genome assembly. Lineage: Eukaryota; Viridiplantae; Streptophyta; Magnoliopsida; Malvales; Dipterocarpaceae.